AUGUCCUCAUCUAGCAGGAAAAAGAUAGUCACCCACGCUCGCUCUAAGCUGAUAAAGCCGCUUACGAAAUCUCUCAAUCUGAGAAGUAUCUUAAGCAAACUAUCUAUCAAGCGUCUUACACACCAACCUGGUUAUUCAACUGACCAUGACGAUGUCUCGUCAAUUGGUAAUCCUACUAGCAGUAGCUCCAAUGGCCUCGGCAUUACCCUGACAAACAACAGUAGUAAUACCAAUGCUCAAGAUGCCGAGGUUAGGAAUGCCUUCGUUUUCUUCUUCUCCACAGGAACCCGACGCCAGAAGAACAUCUCUGGCCUAUUACUUCUCCCACAGGAGAUUUUCGAUCACAUAACUAGUUACUUAGGACAUGCCCAGAUCGCCGUAUUGGCGCUAGUCAACAAAGAACUUAUGUUCCGGUUCAUGAGUUCGUGCAUAAGGAGUGGUAUCGUCGAACCAUACGAGCCAGUGUCCUAUCGUGUCCUGGACAGAUUCAUCCAACAGACAGGUUCAUCGAAGUCCAAGGUUCGUGGAACGCUGCUCAGUCUUCUAGAUUACGAUAUGGAAGAUGUCGUUUAUUGCUACAAGUGCAAACGACUUCAUGAUCCGUUCCUAAUGUUCGUGGAUCGUGCCUAUGCGCCUCACAAAGCCGUUAAAUGCGCUGAUUGGCCUAUGGAACACCACAUGCCACCCCGGGCGACGAGGAAGUUGUUGCGCACCAUUAGCAAGCGCCGCAUUCACGGUGCCGAGUACAGAUACCUUUUGGCACAGAUAAAUAACACCCAGACGGUGUAUCAUAAGGGAACCUUAGUCCAGAUCUCGUUGAGAGCGCGUUACCGCCAUGAAAACUUGAUUCUACGGCGGCAGCAGGUCGUUGCGCAUAUCGACAAAUCGUCCCAGACAAUGUGGCUAUUCGCACAGAUGCUUAAGGACUCGCCCUAUAACAACCCGCUAUUCUUAUCAUUGCCUCAAGUUUUCUUGAUGUGCAAUCAUCAAAUUUGGAAUGACAUAUACCAGCCGCUGAUACGACAGCUGGUCGAUCCUCUUUGCAAGGGUCAACAUACGGACCAAGGUGGAUGGAAGCAUGAAAUGGCCUGCUUCAGCGGAGAACACCUCGAUGUAUCGAAACAGAAAGGCCACAUGGUCCACGAACGCCUUCAAUGGAUAGCCUCCGGCGCGCAGCGUAACCCAACAGAUGUGCCCACCCUCCUAGGCGACGUCCUAGGCUGCGAUAAAUGCACAACAGACUUCAGCAUCGACGUCGUCCCCUUGCCUGAGCCCUUCGGCUGGGGAUUUGUUCUGACUUCGUGGUUUGAUCUCGGUAGGCUUGACUUCUGCGCGAAGUGGGACAGUCACAGGGAGGCACGGCCGAGUCGAGAGAUGAAUCGGUAUCCGACACAUGGAGACAUAUGCGAGAUGUUCGAGGACUUGCCGUCGCGCCUAGAUUACCGCGCCGAAGUCAGCUCGAUCAACAAAGUGCGUAUGGAAAACCAUACCUGGGCUCAGAGGGCCAAGCAGGGAAAGGACCGGUACAUGAAUUGGUCUUCCGGUCACACCUGCAACCCUGCCACAGGAUGGAUUGAGGAUCCGGACUCAUUAGAAGAGGAAGACUAUUGA
Annulohypoxylon maeteangense is the source of this 1611-nucleotide messenger RNA. RefSeq lists its product as uncharacterized. NCBI's taxonomy places the organism in Eukaryota, Fungi, Ascomycota, Sordariomycetes, Xylariales, Hypoxylaceae. The record is from RefSeq and is a predicted model, not a curated record. The transcript is spliced from 2 exons. Bases 1 to 1611 code for a protein of 536 amino acids.